AUGACUGACACUGAUAAUUCGGAAGUAUUUUAUGACUGCAUAAACGAGGAUUCAAUUAAUUUUAAGACCGAAACAUCUGAAGAACUGCGCAUAUCUCGCAAAGGAAGUGCAAUAGAUGAACGUUUAACAGAUGAGACAAGCGAAGAUGAUUUCGUUGAUUUUGAACCGGAAAAUGAUGAGGAUCCCCAUAUGACUGGGAACAUCAAUCUGGCGCCUACCGAAGUGGUGCUCUCAACCGCCGUUGAUUAUCAAUCAAAUUACAAUGACACAAAUGAAAAUGAUUUAUUUGACUUUGAGCGGUUUAUGGGCAUGUUUUAUGAACGAUAUUCAUCGUCAGGACCAAUUAUGUUUAUCGGUUCACUAUAUGAGGCAUUAUUAAGCUCAUUGUUUUCAGUUGACGAGGUGAGUUAAGUACUCUAAAGUCCUAUCACAAAUUGUCUGAAUGAGAUACGUGUUCAUCGAUGCUGUUUCCGUGAGAACUUUUGAGUGGUAUCUAUCUAUGCAGUGGCAGAACUUGAAUGCAGAUUUCGUGUAGAGAAGGAACACCAAAUGUGUUCGAAAUACCGUGGGUUGCAUACAAAAGAUAUUGUUCCAAAAAGGACAAUGAGCUACUUCUAAUCCUUUUUUUGGGGUAAUAAUAUUUACAAGGGGGAAAGGUGGAUCCGCGUCUACACAUAGAACUGCAUGGAUCCAGACGGAUUCGGAAAGAUCCCCAUGGAUCACUAAAUAUGGAAAAUUUUCCCUAACAGUAUAAAAGCCCUUCUAUAAACCUUUUAUAUCUUUUAAACAGAUAAGUAGGGAGAAACGAGUAUUUCCCUCCGCAAACCGAUUGCGAUGUGUUUUUCGUAUUUUUCUCAGAAUGAAACUAGUUAGAAGGAAAAAGUUAUAUAUAGUUCGAUGCAGCUUUGAUUUGAACCUUUAUUAAAAGGAAAGUAUAAAUCUGAGUACAA
Messenger RNA from Didymodactylos carnosus, 950 nucleotides. The record is from the annotation of a GenBank genome assembly. NCBI's taxonomy places the organism in Eukaryota, Metazoa, Rotifera, Eurotatoria, Philodinida, Philodinidae.